AUGCUGCUAAGGUUAUCAGUGAUAGCUUUAUCCUGUCUCUACCUCAAUGCGAACCCUAUUGUGGACACAGAUCUCGGGCGAAUCGAAGGAUUCCACCAUAAGCUGCUAAAUGGCCAUGAAGUGAAUCUAUUCCUUGGAAUCCCAUAUGCAGAACCUCCGGUUGGCGACCUACGAUUUGAGGUAAAUAACAUCGACCAAGUCUAAUGUCAACUCUUAUUCCAGCGUCCUAAACCCCAUGAGCCUUUCGCUCAUACAAUCCGCGCGAAGAAAUACUCAGCGGCCUGUCCAUCUCACGCUGAUAUGGACGCGGUUGGACCGGAGAACGAAGACUGUCUAACCCUGAAUGUGCUGGCUCCGAAUCCAAAAGAUAUCCCGGUCCCAGAAGGAGGGUACCCUGUGCUCUUCUGGGUGCAUCCAGGAGGAUAUUGCAUAGGCUCAGCUAGUUGGUUCUCAUACGAAUCAAUCGCUGAGAACUUUCUUUCCAGAGGAAUUAUUGUGGUCACCAUUAAUUAUCGACUGGGAUUCUUGGGUAAGAAGACUUUUGAUGAGCAAUAAUCUCAAACAUUAAGCAAAAUUCACUCAAAUUUAUAUUGCAGGCUUUGCAACCACUGGCGACUCCGCUCUCCCAGCCAACAACGGUCUUUUUGAUCAGACUCUGGCUCUCAAAUGGGUCUAUGACAACAUCAAGUCUUUCAACGGAAACCCCAAAAAGAUCACAGUCUGGGGACUGAGUGCAGGAAGUGCCAGUACCGGACAGCUGAGUGUUUCUCCCUACUCUAAGCCCUUCAUCUCAAAGUCAAUUCAGAUGUCUGGAAGUUUCUUCGCUUCAUGGACGACUUCGGAUCAAGUCUUGAAUGUGACCUCAGACUUAGUAAAAGCGGUCGGAUGUGAAAGAACGAAUUCGCAACAAGUCAAAAAGUGUCUCAAGCGAAAGAGUUUGAAACAAUUGGUCGAUGCGACACAUCACUUAGGAAUUAAUCGGAAAACGUUGAACUUGGCCUUAUACCAACCAAGAUUGGAUGGAGACUUCUUCCCCAAAGAUUACCCUGAAUUACUAAAAGAGAGCAAUAUUCCAACUCUUGUAGGAUCGGCUAACGACGAAAGUAUUCUGUUCGGUAAGAAACAAGACUAUGCUAUCGAACGAUUGAGUUAAAGCAAAUCUAAUAAACUAAUUGCAGCUGUUUUCAACGUCCUGAACUCGAUCAAUGGACUUGGCCUGUCUCCUCAAGAGAUCCCAACCCUAACACUCGAAGAUCUCAAACGCAGAAUUCGUGAAAACAUCUUCCCCACCCACGAAUAUGGCAGAAGAGCGCCAGAAAUCCAAGACCGAGUCAUCGAAUACUAUUUGAAAGACCUCAAGGACGCCAACAACCCUAUUGAACUCGUCGAAAUCUAUGCCCGAAUUCAGACGCACAUGCAAUUCUUCGUCCCCAUGCUGUACGAGCUGAAAGAGCGAUCGAAACUGGACACUCCAGUUUAUGUCUAUCACAACAAUUACUACGCCGAUCAUCACUUCCCCGAGGGAACACCGAUCAAAGCUGCUGUCCAUGCCGCCGAAUUGAAGACCAUGUUCGACUUUCCGAUUCCUGACAAUUAUGAGCAUACUUUGGAGGACAUUGCACACAGAGAUCGGCUGUUGGGGGCCAUCGAAAACUUUGUUAAAACUGGGUAAGUUGGGCUUCCCAACUGUGACUAUGAACUUUACAAUGACAUUACAGUCUUACCCUUUAUACUGAACAAAAUGAGACCAAUCAUUUCAGAAAUCCGUCGAUUCCUGGCGUCGAAUGGCCCAGAAUUACCAAAGAGGCUCCUUUCAGACACGUCCAUCUGGACGACAAAGCCGAGGUCCGCGACACUUUCGACGAAGAACUUCUCGAUUUCUGGCUCAAAAUGCGAGAAGACUUUGGAGACAUUGUUGUCCGAAACAUUCACUUCGGAAAUUACGUGGACGAACACGAAAAGACCGAGUUGUAA
Molecule: messenger RNA, 1974 nt
Organism: Bursaphelenchus xylophilus (pine wood nematode)
Lineage: Eukaryota; Metazoa; Nematoda; Chromadorea; Rhabditida; Aphelenchoididae
Source: the annotation of a GenBank genome assembly